Messenger RNA from Psylliodes chrysocephalus, 2304 nucleotides. Lineage: Eukaryota; Metazoa; Arthropoda; Insecta; Coleoptera; Chrysomelidae. The record is from the annotation of a GenBank genome assembly.
UCGGCAACGUAUUUUAGAGAAACUGUAACUCAAAAUUGACGCUGGUAAAUCAUAUGUUUUGCAAAGCUUUGUGAACAGUCGCAUUGUAAUGUAAAGGGUAAUGUAAAAUUAAAUGUACGUUAAACGUUUCUGUGCUAGACGACAAUAAGGUGAUACAUAACUGUAUAAUCGGAAGUGAUUUUAUUAAAUUGCCAAAUUUAAUGCUGAUAAAGAGAGGCACACAUGUUUAUAUUCGUGAACAGGAAUAAAUAACGAACUAGUAAACGAUUUAAGUUGCUUUGAAAUUGGAAACUUCGAAAUAAAUUGUAUAUAAACAAUAAACAAAAACUUGAAUUUGAAACACUGAUGGGUGAAUUUAAAGAUUUAAUUUCAAGGUCCAUGAUUGAACUUGGAAAAACUGACAGUGUACAUAUUGAAAUUAAAGAAACCGACAUUCAUUAAUGGGACACGCGUGUAAAGGAGUUACAAAGUGCUUUAAAUAUUUAAUUCGUAGCAGUUUUAGCGUUAUUUGGUUAUCAAAACAAAGCCUAAAGCAGAAGUUUAUUUGUUAAAUUUGAUUUAUUAAUCGAUCGUAUUAAUAUUUCCGAAUUAAGAAGUAAAGUUAAAGAACACAUUGAUCACGACCAACGUAAACAGAAGUAACGUUAUGAUAAACAAAUACGUGAAGCGGAGCGAUUCGAAAUUGGUAAAUACUUGGUUUGAGUACUGAUUAUGUGUAAGGCGUGUACCGGGGCUAGCAAGAAAUUAUUAGCAAAGUUCAAAGGAUCAUUUCGAAAAAGAAAGGUGCUGUACAAUGUACGAAGUCGAAGAUUUGCGUAAACGGAGUUGCAUGUUGGUUGCAGCUGACAAACUUGCUAGAUUGGUAACAGGUCAGGCCGACACUGUCUGUUUGUUACAUAGUUUGAGGCCGAUACUGCCUCGGUGGGCCGAUACUGCCCGUUUGUUCCAAAGUUUGAGGCCGAUACUGCCUCGGUUGGCCGACACUGCCCGUUUGUUCCAAAGUUUGAGGCCGAUACUACCUAAGUGGGCUGACACUGCCGAUGCGAUGGCCGUUACUGCCAUAUUUCAAGGCCGAUACCGCCUUUGUGGACUGAUACUGCCCGAUAUGAUGGCCGUUACUGCCAUAUUUCAAGGCUUAUACUGCCUUUGUGGACCGAUACUGUCCGAUACGAUGGCCGUUACUGCCAUAUUUCAAGGCUUAUACUGCCUUUGUGGACCGAUACUGUCCGAUGCGUUGGCCGUUACUGCCAUAUUUCAAGGCCGAUACCGCCUUAGUGGGCCGACACUGCCAGAUGCGAUGGCCGUUACUGCCAUAUGUCAAGGCCGAUUCUGCCUUGGUGGGUCGAUACUGCCGAUGUGAUGGCCGUGAAUGUCAUUGAUGAUAAGGCCGUGACUGCCAUUGAUGAUAAGGCCGAAUCUGCCUUAUGCUAAUAUGGAUUAUAUGUUAUUUUCUUUUGGCCAAUAAUGCCAUAGUUCAAGGCCGAUACUGCCUUGGUGGGCCGAUAUUGCCUGAUGUGAUGGCCGUGAAUGCAAUUGAUGAUAAGGCCGUGACUGCCAUUGAUGAUAAGGCCGCGACUGCCUUAUGCUAAUAUGGAUUAUAUGUUAUUUUCUUUUGGCCGUUAACGCCAUAGUUCAAGGCCGAUACUAAGAAUAUAUAUAAAAAUGAAUCCCUAUUUCCCUUAGUCACGGCAUCGCGCGUGAAUGGCUGGCCCGAUUUCGCUAAUUCUUUUGUUGUUGUAUUUGUUAUUGUCAAAAGAAGAUACUUAUGAAAGAAAAAAUUAAGAAAAUUGCGCGGAAAAUUAGAAAAUUUAAGAAUACUUUACCACUAUAUUAAAUUAUUUCUAAUGUAACCAUAGCGCUUUUACAAUUCAAACUUUUUUGAUGUAACCUUAUGGCGUUUGACAUAACAUUGACAGAAUGCGUGCUGCAAAUGCUUCGAUCGGAGUUAUUAUAUUGAUAAAAUACAUAUAAAAUAAUUAAUUUAUUUCUAACUGAAUUUCUAAGUACACAUCACCGUUAUUUCAGAGCUAUCGCCUAAUAUUAGAACAAUAAACACUUUGUUUCUGGAAUAUUUUUUAAGUUAAUUAUACGAAUUCGAAAUCAAUAUUCAUAGUUAAGACAGGACAACGUCUGUCGGGUCCGCUAGUCUAGAAUAGAAUCAAGCUAAAUAAAAAUAUAAUCAUCAACACAGUAGUUAACCAACUGGCGAAUUGGCGCUGUUCGUUAACUCCGUUGGUCAUCAACCUAAAUAGAAUAUAUCUUAAUAGCAAAUGAACGUGGUCUGCGUUUGAACGGGACUCAAGU